AUGUUGUUUGUUCGUGUGUUUUGUGCUACUGUUGUUCUUGGAGUUGUGAACGCGUCUUCUGUCAUUCCCGAGUGGGAAUUAGCCGGUCAGUGUGGACCGUGUCGGUACUGUCUCGUUUUGCACGGACCCUCCAAUUGUUAUUUCUUCAAUGGAAAGGAGUGGAACACUGUGUUCGAGUACUUUUACGCUCGGUAUGGGAUGUCGCUUGUUGAUCGAAACAUCUUGGUGUCCUUCGUCGGGAGGGAGGAGAUGGGGCUGUUUCCGAUAGAAUCACUGGUCGUCGAUAUUGAGGAAGAUUAA
Messenger RNA from Caenorhabditis remanei, 300 nucleotides. RefSeq lists its product as uncharacterized. Gene Ontology annotation, molecular function: protein binding. Lineage: Eukaryota; Metazoa; Nematoda; Chromadorea; Rhabditida; Rhabditidae. The record is from RefSeq and is a predicted model, not a curated record. The transcript has 2 exons. Bases 1 to 300 code for a protein of 99 amino acids.